Messenger RNA from Penicillium brasilianum, 2420 nucleotides. The record is from the annotation of a GenBank genome assembly. NCBI's taxonomy places the organism in Eukaryota, Fungi, Ascomycota, Eurotiomycetes, Eurotiales, Aspergillaceae.
CACGCGAACACUUCCCUGCUCACUCGAACGGUUGCUUAAGCCAUUUUCAUCUUCUAAUAACAUUGAUCUCGUUCAUUGUUUUGGAUAACUUUCUCGACGGUAUAGAUUCAUUCACGUCGUUUGAGCCCUUCCGACUUCCCAGAAGCUUCCACUCGGGAAGCUAUCAAUCACUCACAUCUCUCUCUCUCCUUGCAACUCGCUUAGUUGCUUUCAGCCAUCAUGGAUCGCAUUAACCGAAUGCUACAGGCCGCUCAAGGCAUUGGUAUGGGAGGAGGUGCCCCCGGUGGUGACACGCCAAACCUGAUCGAUAACUCUGAAACCGUCCAUAUUUCCUCCCUUGCGUUGUUGAAGAUGCUGCGACACGGCCGUGCUGGUGUGCCGAUGGAAGUCAUGGGUCUGAUGCUGGGAGAGUUCGUCGAUGAAUAUACAGUUCGUGUGGUGGACGUAUUUGCAAUGCCUCAGAGUGGUACCGGCGUCAGUGUCGAGGCCGUGGACCCCGUGUUCCAAACCAAGAUGAUGGAGAUGCUCCGACAAACUGGACGACCAGAGACCGUCGUUGGCUGGUAUCACUCCCACCCUGGUUUCGGCUGCUGGCUUUCCUCCGUCGAUAUCAACACUCAACAGUCCUUUGAGCAGCUCACCCCCCGUGCCGUCGCCGUUGUCGUGGAUCCCAUCCAGUCAGUGAAGGGCAAGGUCGUCAUUGACGCUUUCCGUCUUAUUCAACCCCAGACUGUCGUCAUGGGCCAGGAGCCCCGCCAGACAACGUCAAACUUGGGUCACUUGAACAAGCCCUCGAUCCAGGCCCUCAUUCACGGUCUUAACCGCCACUACUACAGCAUUGCCAUCAACUACCGGAAGACGGGGCUGGAGGAGAACAUGCUCAUGAACUUGCACAAGCAUGUGUGGACCGAAGCCUUGCAGAUGAACGACUUCCACGAGGAGGGCAAGCACAAUGUGGAGCAGAUGAAGCAGCUCGUCAGCCUUGCUGAAGGCUACGAGAAGCGGGUCAAGGAGGAGACCGAGCUCACCAAGGACCAAUUGAAGACGAGAUAUGUGGGCAAGGUUGAUCCUAAGAAGCACAUCGAAGACGUGAGCCAGCAAUUGAUCGAGGACAAUAUCGUUGCUGUAUCUAGACAGAUGAUCGACAAGGAAGCAUCCGUUGCUCGGCAGUCAACAAGCAAGGAUUGUGGUAACGGUGCCUCCAUGGAGGUGGAUGAGGAACUCUAGAGGGUUAGAUGGCGCAUCAAACCUAUGAAAACACUCUAAUUAUGAAUCAUUGUUUUUUAUCCUCGUUUUGCCCCAUCAACCCACAUCUGUCUGCAGUACGUACGCGUCGGCAAUAAGAAUCAGGCAACUUUGGAGUCACAAUUCGGCACGUCUGUCUAAAGUGAGACAACGAGACAAUUGAGGCAGAUUCCCAGGCAGCCUUAAGUGAUAGGCCCGGGCCUACAGCGGAGCCUACUGGCGAAGACCUUGAGGUAGGAAUGAAGCAUGUGACUUCUAUGUCUAAUCUAAACAACAAAGCAAGUCUAUAACGCCGCGCGAUGUACUGUAUCCCAAAUCAUGAUCACGUCUAUCACAUCAGUGUAGUCUUAAGCAUCCAGCUAUUUCCCAGAAUCAACUCGAUUGUAGUCACAGAGGAGCGGUGGCGACGAGGCAGUUGACGGACGGUCGGCAUGCGGGCAAAGUCCUGGACUGGGAAGACCCGAAAAAUUUGCGUCGAGUAAAAGUAAUAGCUGGCCUCAUCGUGAAUGCGACGCGAAGUCAAGAAUAACGCGAUGCGCUGUGCCGUUGGGGAGAACGCUUUGCUUUUCUUUGCGGAAGCGCCCACGGUGCCAUUCUUCUUCAGGGCGCUCUUCCGCGCCGGAGUGAACAGGGCGAAAUGGUAGAUGCGCUCUCGAAUCUCGGACGGUAAAUCAAGGAGUCGAAAAGGUUUCGAUGGAAGUCGCGCUGGUGCGGGCUCUUGGGGGACGAGACCGUCGUCCUCGAAGAACUCGGCCCUUUGUGAUUUUUUGAGCCGCAUGGUGAGGAACGGAAGGUUCCAAGGUUGAGGUGGCGAGGGGGAAAGUCUAUAAGUAACAAUGUACACGGCACGGGACUAGGAAUGGGACUCGGUUUUCAUAGUUCUCAUAGACUCAUUCAGCAUUAACUGAAGGUUGGCAUGACUUGUAAUUUGGCUUUUGGGUUUUCGGGCAAAGAGUAUGGAGACUAUCCUCGUCACUCGGUAGAACCGAUUUCAACAAAAUCAACAAUUAGAGAAGGAAUGUCACCCACGUACGGAGCUACAGCAUCAGAGGAUGCCUUCGCUGCGGCUCUUGGAAGUGGGAUUCAGAAGAGGAACUUCCUUGGUCUCCCCAGCUAAUACAACCCGACAUGCGUGAAAGAGCGCGUGCAGGGUCAAAUUAAUGCCUGGGUACAAC